Messenger RNA from Dendronephthya gigantea, 8723 nucleotides. Its product is annotated as unconventional myosin-XV-like. Gene Ontology annotation, molecular function: cytoskeletal motor activity; protein binding; ATP binding. NCBI's taxonomy places the organism in Eukaryota, Metazoa, Cnidaria, Anthozoa, Malacalcyonacea, Nephtheidae. Gene Ontology annotation, cellular component: cytoskeleton; myosin complex. Bases 276 to 8351 code for a protein of 2691 amino acids. The transcript has 63 exons. The record is from RefSeq and is a predicted model, not a curated record.
CAUGAAACGAAAAUAGACUUGUAUUUUACGAGGCAAAUCUCAAGCACUGCUGGAUCAUAGUUACAUAUGCACAUCAAAACAAGCCUUUGGGAAAGAAAAGAUUUACGGCAAUUCUCAGCAGAAAUAUCAAAAUAAUCGAAAUUCCUCUUUGCGGGAAGCUGUAUUAAAAUGACCGUCCUCCCAGCUUCUGACUUCUAAGUUCUAGCACAGCACGAUUUUGUGAACCUUUGUCAGCAAGUUGACGCGAAGGUUCGGCAGUAUGGGUGGAUGUCAACAUGGGCUACCUGUUGCCAGGCACCGUUGUGUCCGUGCUUGGAUCUCAUGUCAAGGUCCGCCUGGAUGACAACAGAGAGGUAUACACAGUUCACUCUCAUCUUGUUAAACCAUUGAUCAGCAGUGGACCGAAUGGUUAUGAAGAUAUGAUAAAAAUGGAUGACCUACAUGAAGGCUCUAUCUUAUUUAACAUAAAGAAAAGAUACAGAAAUGGUUUAAUAUAUACUUACAUUGGUCAGAUAUUGAUGUCAGUCAAUCCUUACAAGAUGUUUGAUAUUUAUGGUCUCGACAAAGUCAAGGAGUACGAAGGAAAGCCUAUUGGAGAAUUACCACCACAUAUAUUUGCCAUUGGUAAUGCAGGAUAUUACCAAAUGUUAAAAGACAAGAUUAAUCAAGUGGUUGUUAUUAGUGGAGAAAGUGGUGCAGGUAAAACAGAAUCAUCAAAGCUAUUAGUUCAAUAUUUGGCUGCAGUGAAUGAAGCGAAAGGCAGUCUUAUAACAGAACAAAUCAUCGAAGCCACACCACUCCUAGAAUCAUUUGGAAACGCAAAAACCGUAAAGAACGACAACUCCAGUCGCUUCGGGAAAUAUCUUGAACUACAUUUCGACAAGGUGGGGUCAAUUUGUGGUGCUCAGAUCUCGGAAUAUCUCUUGGAGCGUUCGCGGAUUGUUGGUCAGGCCUACGGUGAAAGAAACUAUCAUAUAUUUUAUGAAAUGCUUGCUGGACUGCCCCAAGAGGAGAAAAACAAAUAUUCGUUAAAAAGAGCCGAAGACUAUGCAUAUCUUAAUCAGGGAAAGAGCUGUGUAAUUCAAGGAAAGAACGACGUGCAAGAUUUCUGUCACCUGGUUGCAGCAAUGGAAGUCCUACGAAUCAAGAAAGAUGAUCAGGACGGCAUCUUUGCCAUUCUUUCAACAAUUCUUCACCUUGGAAACGUGUUGUUUGGUAUCAGACAGAUUGAUGGUCAGGAUGCAGCGUAUAUCCAGGGGGAUGAAGAAACAAAAAUGGCAUCAGAAUUAUUAGGACUGAAAGUGAACAACCUUUUACGUGGUUUAACACACAAAGUUACGGAGGCGAGAGGCGAACAGUUUAUGACUCCAAGAUCCCAAGAACAAGCUUACAAAUCAAGAGAUGCUCUCAGCAAAGCAUUGUAUUCAAGACUGUUUAGCUGGCUCGUAAAGAAAGCCAAUGGUGUCAUCAGCAAGGCCGAUAAAAAUAUGUCGCUGGCAAUUCUGGACAUCUUCGGAUUUGAGGACUUUCAAAGAAAUAGCUUCGAACAGCUCUGCAUCAACUACGCGAACGAAAGUCUUCAAUUCUUUUUCAAUCAAUCCAUCUUCACUCUCGAACAGGAAGAGUACCAGAAAGAAGGCCUGCAAUGGAAAUGGAUCCGAUAUUCUGACAACACGGCGUGCCUGGAGUUGAUUGGUGGAGCAAACUUUGGUAUUUUACAUCUUCUAUCGGACGAAACUACUUUUCCUAAGUCAACAGACAUCACUUUCUUGGACAAAUGCUAUCAUCGGUAUAAAAGUCAUAAAUGUUUUGAAAAACCAAAAACACACAAGCUGCAGUUUGGAAUAAGCCAUUACGCUGGGACAGUUUGGUAUAGUGUUGAGAGAUUUCUGGACAAAAAUCGAGAUGGUCUUCGAAAGGAUCUUGUUGAUCUCAUCGCUUCCUGCAGAGAACCGUUCGUGUUUAAGCUGUUUCCUGAGCUGCAGUCCUACACAGGAACAGCCACCGUGAGCGACCUUACCUUACCUCAGAAUCAAACAUUGAGCCGAGGGCAUCUUCUCAAUCCCAGCUCUCCACAGAAGUCAACUGUCGCAGCGAAAUUUCAUGAAUCGCUUGUCACUCUACUGCAGAAGAUGAGAGAGUGUAAUCCAUUCUUCAUCCGAUGUCUCAAACCAAACAAUGAAAAGUCACCGAUGUUGCUACAAACGCCGCUGGUCCUCGAACAAUUACGCUACAGCGGUGUCCUCGAAACUGUACGAAUCAGAAAGCUUGGGUAUCCGAUCAGAUAUCUCUACCCGGAUUUCUUAAGAAGGUAUCGUUGCUUAUCCUCAGGGAGGGUCAGACAUGAAAGUCAGAUGAAAGAUCAGUGUCUUCAGAUACUGCGAACAGUUGCUGGAUCACAAACCGUCAACGCUUUUCAACUUGGUUACACUAAAGCAUUUCUCAGUGAAGGUAUGUCUCAUAAGCUGGAAGAAGUGCGCUAUCGUAAAAUCAACCAAGCCACCAUCACCCUUCAGAAACACGUUCGUCGUAUGCUCUAUCGCAGAAAAUUUAUCCAAAUGAGGAAAUCUGCUGUUCUCAUUCAAAGUCAAGUUCGUGGCUGGGGUCAGAGACGCAAGUACAAGAAGAUGAGGGAAGGAUUCAUCAAGGCCCAGGCUCGAUUCAAAGCAAGGUUACAGGAGAAGGAAUAUGCAAAGUUGCGGGAAGAAUUUCGCAAGGAAAAAGCGAUCAGAACGGCAGAAGAAAACGCAGUCCAAGAAAAAAAGGAAAGAGAACAAGGUGGUAAUGUUGAUGUCACCCAGCUUGAAAUCACAACUGAUUUGGCAUUGGUCAUUACAAAGUUACCAGCCUGGGAUUUCACGGCAAUGCAGAAAUCUGUAGUUCCCGCCCCAAGUGAUGUUAUAAAGCAUAACUAUCGAUCUUCACAACUUCCUCAUGACGUUGACGCGUUUAAGUUUUCGAAGUUUGCACAUCUCUACUUUCAGGAUCAGAAAGAAUGGAAGUUUACCAAGGUCCCGAUUCGUAAUUCGUUUUUAAAACUGAAAGUUGAAGACACGGCACAGGCCGUGACCAUAUUUAAACUGGUUCUACGUUUCAUGAGCGACUGGUCAAUUCUAGAAGCUCGAGAGUUCGCUAUUGGUAACUACAUCAUACAAAAGGGCAUCAGAAGUCCAAGUUUACGCGAUGAAAUCUUCACUCAGCUCGUGAACCAAACCUGGGGUAACGGCGUUGAAGCAAGCGUGGAUCGUGGUUGGAUACUCCUUGCUUUGUGCAUGUCCUGCUUUAGACCCAGUGAAACCAUGGAGAAAUAUUUAUUAAAACAUUGUUCAGACAAUGCGUACGAUGGCUUCAAGAAUCUUUGUCAACACAAGUUGUUGUCUUGGGAUAAACAGAGACAUUUCGUUACUCGCUGUCAUCCGCCAUGCCUGCUCGAGUGGGCCGCUGUCAAGCAGAAGGCGAAUAUGGCUCUUGAAGUGAACUCUUCUGACGGUGAGAAGGUUUCAAUCGAAGUGAACUCGACCAGUACUGGUGAUCAGGUCGCUGCCAAGAUCCUAAAGGAGAAGGGUGUUGUGGAAUACCAGGGCGGUUGGAGCAUCGAUAUUAUUAAUGAUUACUGUCAUUAUUCACUGGCUGGAUCGGAUUACGUCAUGGAUUUGAUUGCUGAGCUCGAAUACCCGCCCUCGUUCCCAGUGUCUUGCUCACCCUCCGUCAUCUCGGUGGAUAUGUCCUACAAUGUUGGUCCGAAUAAAAUAAAACUACUUGAAGAUCUUCAUAAACAACGAGAAAGAAAGGAAACAUUCGAAGACAUUUCAAAAAUUUUCCUCAAUGGGGACUACAGUAUCGAUCUCCCGGAUGGUGCUCCUCGUACCGACAAAAGAUACACUCAAGUCAUCCCCGUUCCACCCUCCUCUUCACCGCGAAUUGUACACAUACCCCCACCUCCCCAAGCCCCUCCUCCUCCGCCACCACCCGCCCCUGUUCAAGCCACGAGAACAAAUGUUGAUAGUUCAAGAUAUACCAGUACAACAGUUGAUAGUUCAAGAUAUACUAAUACAACAGUUGAUAGCAAACCUUUUAUUCCGAAACCCCCCAGCCCUCCCCCUUUCCCCUCGCCCUCGGAGACAAGUGUACCCCCAGGUACAUCCCUAUAUAUCCCCCCUCCUCCCCCACCACCUCCCCCACCUCCUAUUCAAGACCCCAUGGCGAACAAAAUAAAGAAAGUGAAACAGGAUCAGAACAAAAAGGGAGCACAGAGACCGGCCCCUGUGAACGCUUACUCGCUAGACGAAAUCCGAAGAAAGGCGACCACGAUGCGAGAGAAUCGUGAAACUACGACAGUCGACGGACGACCGGUGAAUCCCGAAGAUGUCAUUGACCAGAAGGUGAAAAGAGCCUCAGAGUUACGCGCAGUUCCGAAAGAGCAACGAUUGAAGUUGGCUUAUCAGUCUGAACUUCAAGGGGCUGUUAAAAAGCGAGCUGACCGCAUGAGCAAAACCUGGGAACAAGAGGAGAUGAAGCUUGAGAUGCGUCGCGCAGAGAGGUCUGGUGCCUCUGCGACGGCCGCGAGUGAACUGGAAGCUAGAGCACAACGUGUCCGCAAAUCAUGGGCAGUUCCUGAGGAACGCGAGGAAACGUUCUCGGCUCGAAUCUACCACAAUGGUACACAACCACCACCGAACCAGGUCGUCUCUCCUGAGCUACCCACAACAGAACGAGGCCUCAAUGAUUUUGUCGACAAUCUAUUUGAUCCGGUUUUGUCAUCAAAUAUGGACGACCUUACGGACUCCUACGUUCUAACUCGGUCUAUCAAAGGUGGAGGAAAGAUGUAUCGAGCCAAUACGGUGGGCUCUCCUCAGGCCUCCAGCCCACCACCGACCUCAAGCAGUAGCGUGCAACCGGCCUUUGUUAAUGGCGGAAUGGCCACUGGUGUGAAUGGUCCCACCUUUGUACUUUUAAACAAUGGUAUGGCUAAUGGUGGUAUGAUCCCAGCUACUGGUAUGCAAUAUCAACCAUUCAUUCCUGGUAUGGCAGCCGGCAUGAACGGCUAUCUGCCAAUGCAGUACCCAAUGGCCGGCGGUAUGGCUUUGCAAGGCGUUCCACAAGCUGUGCCUGUUGUCGUUCCGGUCAGCAACCCUCAAACGCAGCCGCAGCAACAAACGCAGGGGCUCGGGACGAACCACGAUGACACCGCCAUUGAACGACAGCUGCAGGAACAAGAGAAGAAGCUCGCAGAGAGACAAGCGGAACUUGCAAAACUCUCGGAAAAACUGAACACCUUGAAACGCGAGCAGCAACAGCAACAACAGUUAGAUCAACAACGCCGGCAACAGGAACAACUGCAACGACAACAACAAGAACUAAUACAACGACAACAACAACAAAAUCAUACCCAAACUCAAGAACAUCUUCAAACAGGUCAAAAUUACCGUCCUACCCAAACCACUUCACUAAACCAUUCCAACAGCCAAAACUAUUUAUCAAACAAGUCAACCCGUUUCUCAAACCAUCCGCUACACACAGGAGCAAGUAGUUCCUUCCUCAAAAGUAAAGGUAGCCUGCUUCCACCUUCAGAAUUCCGGGAUCGUCACCCACUACCCCCGACACAACCAACCAGGAACACCACGACCGUUCAAGCUGCCUCGAACCCCCCGGAGGUGAACGAGGAGUACGUUGAUGGCCCUAUACUGAAGUCCAAGCCAGACGGGGGAGCUGCGUCGGUUGUUCUGGCCGUACACACCGGAAAACCUUCGUUUCAUACGCCCACAAAACUGUAUAAUUUACACAGUCAAACAGAACUAGCUACGACCUCGUUUACCGUCGUGAUGACAGAAAAAAGCGGGAGGACUGAGCUCUACCGCAAGUGCGCAGGCCCGUAUUUGACGUAUCAAAAUGUCAAAUGGAAAUUAUUUAUGCGGAAAGAGUUAUUUAUGGCUAAUGAAAAGCUCAGCAGUGAACUGACGCAGCACCUUGUGUUCAGACAGAUUGUCUCGGACACAUACAAAACAUGUUGCUGCAGAAUGACGCGAACCGAUCGAUACACAAUGAAACAACUGCUUGAAAAGUACGGCAUUUUCCCAGACAAGACGAGCACAAGUUCCCCGAUUGAGGAAAUUAUAAUUGAUGCAGCAAAACAACUACCAUACUAUUUCUGUAGGUUCUUCAAAGUUUCGAAACAAAACGAGAGCAUUGAUUUUCAAUACCUCGGCGUGUCUCAUUCUGGACUCCAGAUUAUCAAAAGAGAAAGAAUCACAAGUGAAUUGGAAACCAUUGAACGAUAUCUAUACGGCGACGUGUUAAAAGUCCGAGUAAACAGCGACAAAUUAACGAUAAAAACGAAAGUGAAGAAGAUUCACAUAUACACUGAUAAAGCAACAGCGGUGAAGAAACUUAUUGAUCCCUAUCUAGCUUUGGUUCAUGAAAAGGAGUCCAAAUACGUGAAAGCUAAAUUUGAUUAUAUCACAAACGAAUCAACGUUACUGAGCUUCAAGCAAGGUGAUGUCAUCAAACUGGUUGCCAAGGGCAAUCUUUCAGACGGAUGGCUCUAUGGGGAACUGAGUUCUAGGGAAGGGUAUUUCCCGGCUGAAUAUGUGACAGAUGUCAGCGAGAGGCGGCCGUCAAUGUCCAAACCUGGAACAAAAUCAUCAAUAUCCGAAGGGUCCAUUCCCAGAUCUCCCACUCCAAACUCGGUCAACAGUGAACAUUCUUCGACGUCAUUGCAAGAUGGUCGCUACUCUAUGUUAGAGUUUGCAAUGAAGUACUUCCGUUUUGGGCAUGAAAUGUAUGUGAUGCAGAGGAAGAAAGAUGGUUCAAUCAGAGGAACUAUUAAGAUCAUGGAUUCCAUUGGCAGGGCGUUCAAAGGAAACCGAAAAGACGAAUGGACGUGGAAAAACCAAGCUGAUCUUGUUAAGUUCUCGAAAUCACCAAUUCAAGCAUCGCUGUUGAAAUUCGACUCCUCAGUUCAUAACAAGAAAGCUUUGGAAUCCUUCAUAACUAUCAUGAAGUACAUGGGGGAUUACGUCAUGAUAAGGGGAGAGACUCAGUCAGAUCUGAUAUUUUAUCUCCUUUUGGCUUGUCGUGAGUAUCCGGAAUUGAAGGACGAGGUUUACUGUCAGCUCAUCAAACAAGUUACCAGCAACAAGAGCAACAGACCUGAUAGCUGCGCUAAAGGUUGGAGGUUGUUCAUCAUUCUCACCGCGUAUCUUCAGUGUUCUGAUGUUCUCAGACCAUAUUUAGUUCGAUAUUUGCAGACAAUUUCCAACGACCCGAAACGAGAAUUUCAUGGCGCUGCAGCGACGGCCGAGAUGAACUUGAUGAAGACAUUGAAGUAUGGAGGACGAAGGACUGACCCCGGGCCGGCAGAGAUGGAGCAACUUGUGCAAGGGAGAAGUACGAAGCGACUUCCAAUCUACCUCCCAGGAGGAAUUGUUAAAGUGUUGAAAGUCCAAACGUGCAGUACUGGGUAUGAUGUGAUAAAAGAUCUAUGCUCAGAGAUGGACGUGUCUGGCGAAGAUGAAUGCAACGAGUUUGGUCUGUUUACGUUCUUGGAAAGGGAGAAAUCAUUGGAUCCUCUCCGUGCUAACGAGUACGUGAUGGACGUCAUCUCGAGCUUGGAUCGAAAACGCAUCGACUACCACAUGCAUUUCCGGCGUGUGGUUUGGUUCAAGAGAUUCCGUUUUGAGAACAAGAUGUUGAUAGAUCUUCUUUAUAACCAAAUCAGUCCGAGCGUGAGGUCUGGGGAUCUUCUGGGCGGUCAGACGUUUGAUGUUCAACUACAGAAUGAAGCAUCUUUGUUGAAUGCUCUGGAUUAUCAUUUGGAAGGAAAACGACAACAACCUAACUUGAAAGACAUCGCAGACUCAAUUCCGACGUGUAUUUCGAACACGUUGCGUCCGCCGCAAUGGGUCGUCCUUGUUCAGGAUCAUUACAGAACUAUCAACCACCUCACUCCUGAUGAAAGUAAAAGGAAAUAUUUGGAUAUCGUCAGACGAUGGCGAUUCUUUGGUUCAACAUUCUUCCGAAUACGGCACUGUACACAUCCAAGAGUUGGCAGGGAAUGUACUUUGGUCAUCAAUAAAGAGGGAGUUCAUUUUCUGGCCGUUCAAACCAAGGAAACGUUACUGGGUUUCUCAUACAAUGAAAUUAUUUCAACGCGAUUGCUGAUAUCUGGCGAGCGAGGUCGACAAUUUCUUGAUCUCAAAUGCGGAAAUUUGAUGGUACAGAAAGUGACAAGAAUAGAGACUCAAUUGGGUCGUGACAUUGCGGAUCUUAUUGAUAUGUAUUUCAAAUUUCACAACAAUGAAAAAAUGGUCGGCCAGCAAAACGCCCAACAAAACGCGCAAUUAUAUAGAUAAUAAAAUAGACAAUCUUUCUAACAAUCAUAAUCAUUAAUAGAAGAAGUUAUUUUAUCGGCCUGAUAUUCUAAGUGCAUGAUUUCAUAUUAAAACUAGUAGAAAUAUUCCACAGUUAGACUAAACAGUCUCAACGCUAUCAGCGACGCACAAAAACACCUCUCCCAUAUUAAUUAUUUCCGAUUAAUGGCUUAUUUUUAACAUUAGGUUGAUUUAAGAUCACAAUAUUUAUUAUGGGAAUAUUCAUGUAUAGGUAAUUUUCUAUUUAAAAAGGAAACAAUUUGAAUGUAUUUAUUUGCUUUAGUGCUCGUAUUAUAAUUUAAUAACCAAUGUAAGUAAUUUUUGAUACAGCUUGUGUAUAUAGAAAGCACGUUG